CUACAACUGGGCCAAGUACAACAACCGUACCAGUAACAACAACAGGACCCGUUAGAACAACCGGACCAGUAACAACAACAGGACCAGUUACAACAACAGGACCAGGAACAACAACAACUGGACCAGUUACAACAACCGCACCAGGAACAACAACUGCACCAGGUACAACGACCGGGCCAGUAACAACAACAGGACCAGGAACAACAACUGGACCAGUUACAACAACUGCACCAGGUACAACAACUGCACCAGUAACAACAACUGGACCAAUUACAACAACCGGACCUGCAACAACAACUGGACCAGUAACAACUACUGCACCAGGUACAACAACUGGACCAGUUACAACAACUGGACCAGUUACAACAUCUGGACCAGGAACAACAACUGGACCAGUUACAACAACUGCACCAGGUACAACAACUGCACCAGUAACAACAACUGGACCAAUAACAACAACCGGACCUGCAACAACAACUGGACCAGUAACAACUACUGCACCAGGUACAACAACUGGACCAGUUACAUCAACUGGACCAGUAACAACAACUGGACCAGUUACAACAAGCGGACCAGCAACGACAACUGGACCAGUUACAACAACUGCACCAGGUACAACAACCGGACCAGAAACAACAACUGGACCAGAAACAACAACUGGACCAAUUACAACAACUGCACCAGGUACAACAACGGCACCAGUAACAACAACUGGACCAGUUACAACAAGCGGACCAGCAACAACAACUGGACCAGUUACAACAACUGCACCGGGUACAACAACCGGACCAGCAACAACAACAGGACCAGUUACAACAACUGGACCAGUUACAACAAGCGGACCAGCAACGACAACUGGACCAGUUACAACAACUGCACCAGGUACAACAACCGGACCAGAAACAACAACUGGACCAGUUACAACAACUGCACCAGGUACAACAACUGCACCAGUAACAACAACUGGACCAGUUACAACAAGCGGACCAGCAACUACAACUGGACCAGUUACAACAACUGCACCAGGUACAACAACCGGACCAGCAACAACAACAGGACCAGUUACAACAACUGGACCAGGAACAACAACUGCACCAGUUACAACAAGCGGACCAGCAACAACAACUGGACCAGUUACAACAACUGCACCAGGUACAACAACCGGCCAAGUAACAACAACAGGACCAGUUACAACAACCGGACCAGGAACAACAACUGGACCCGUAACAACAACUGCACCAGGUACAACAACUGGACCAGUUACAACAACUGGACCAGGAACAACAACUGGACCAGUUACAACAACUUCACCAGGAACAUCAACUGGACCAGUAACAACAACUGCACCAGGUACAACAACUGGACCAGUAACAACAAUAGGACCAGGAACAACAACUGGACCAGUAACAACAACUGCACCAGGUACAACAACUGCACCAGUAACAACAACUGGACCAGUUACAACAACCGGACCAGCAACAACAACUGGACCAGUUACAACAACUGCACCAGUAACAACAACCGGACCAGUUACAACAACUGCACCAGGUACAACAACUGGACCAGUUACAACAACUGGACCAGGAACAACAACUGGACCAGUAACAACAACUGCACCAGGUACAACAACUGGACCAGUUACAACAACUGCACCAGGUACAACAACUGCACCAGUAACAACAACUGGACCAGUUACAACAACCGGACCAGCAACAACAACUGGACCAGUUACAACAACUGCACCAGGUACAACAACUGCACCAGGUACAACUGCACCAGUAACAACAACUGGACCAGUUACAACAACCGGACCAGCAACAACAACUGGACCAGUAACAACAACUGCACCAGGUA
Messenger RNA from Owenia fusiformis, 1854 nucleotides. The record is from the annotation of a GenBank genome assembly. NCBI's taxonomy places the organism in Eukaryota, Metazoa, Annelida, Polychaeta, Sabellida, Oweniidae.